Molecule: messenger RNA, 1550 nt
Organism: Leptonychotes weddellii (Weddell seal)
Lineage: Eukaryota; Metazoa; Chordata; Mammalia; Carnivora; Phocidae
Gene: TXNL4A
Product: thioredoxin like 4A
Biological process (GO): mRNA splicing, via spliceosome
Cellular component (GO): U4/U6 x U5 tri-snRNP complex; spliceosomal complex; U5 snRNP
Source: RefSeq, a predicted model, not a curated record
CUGAGCCGAAGGCAGUCGCUUAACCAACUGAGCCACCCAGGCGCCCUGCCCUGGGAAUUCUGAUGUGACUUUGAAAAACCCCUCAACGGAGGUCAGGAUCAGAGUAGGCAUGCUGUGGUUACCAGCCAUUCCCUUCCUCUUCCUCAAGGAGCUUGAGGAGGUGCCUGGGGAACUCAGGAGAGCAGCAGUUUCCUGACACUGGGAAUCCUCCCACUUGGGGUCAGAAGUCGUAAAUGAAGUGGUGCCAGGAAAUCAUUUACGCCUUGCUUAGGUUAUAGUGGUCAAGGGCAGAUACUGCCGAGGUCAGUGAGGAACUGCCCACAAGCACUUUUCUGAGAAGCACACUGCUGCUCUGUUCACUUUGAAAUAACUUAGGGUGUGUGUUCUGAAUUCUACGUUGCAGGUGGUGGUAUAAACAUCAGGUGAUGACCAGCUCCCCCUGCCCUCAGCGCAAGGUCAGGAUGCUUAGAGAUGAGAUGGUCAUUUGGCUCCUCACAUCUGAGCAAAACCAGCAAAAUGCUCUUAGCUAGGAGACAGAUUUUGUGUGUUAACAUAAGCUUUUAGGGACUUUUAUAGGAGUCUUUUCUCAUCCCUUUAUGUCGUUAUAGACUGAAUCUCUGUAUCAUUGGUGGACGCACUGUUUUUUGGUAUUGACCCUAUUGAUAAGAACAGCUUAACUGGGCUCACUUUGAGUAUUUUUCUUUUUUUUUUUUAAGGUACUUUUCCUUUUGUCCAAAAUUUUGAUCAACUUUUAAUAAAAUAUUAGUACAGUACAGUUAUUAAAAAUGCAAACUUGAAACGCAUCACAAGUUUAUUGCUUUAUUUUCUUCUUAGUAUAAAGGCAAAAUAAGAGUUUAUAAUUCUGGAAGCCCUUUUUGGGGAAGCUCAAGAGGAAUUUUUGAAAUUUAAGGUUUUAGUAUAAAGAACAACUUAACUCUAUUUAAAAAUCUCCCUCUGCAGAAAUGGCAGAUGGUGGGGGAUCUUCCUCAUCUUGUUACGAGCCCUGUUUGGAUACCCCAGCUGUUUUAAAGUUAAAAAUUUUGCAGUUAUUUAUCUUGUGGAUAUUACAGAAGUGCCUGACUUCAACAAAAUGUAUGAGUUAUACGAUCCGUGUACUGUCAUGUUUUUCUUCAGGAACAAGCACAUCAUGAUUGACCUGGGUACUGGUAACAACAACAAGAUCAACUGGGCCAUGGAAGACAAACAGGAAAUGAUAGACAUCAUCGAGACUGUGUACCGGGGCGCCCGGAAAGGUCGCGGCCUGGUCGUGUCUCCAAAGGACUACUCCACGAAGUACAGAUACUGAGCUCAGCCCAGCCUCCAUGCACAGAAAUGGUGUGCAGUCGUUUUCAUGUGGAAAUAUUGGAAACUAUUUAAAGACUUAGAGAAAGCGUUUGGAAGAGAAUACGAAGAUGAAGGGGUUGGAGGGUCUUUGCAAUAAGGGUUGCAUGGCCUCAACUCUCCACCUGCCUGGCCGUUGUAUUUUUAUAUUAGCAAAUAUCUGUAAAUAUCUAGCCGAAAUAAAUAAAAUAUACAGUGAUGGAAAGUCA